Messenger RNA from Candida tropicalis MYA-3404, 792 nucleotides. RefSeq names its product 14-3-3 family protein (gene BMH1). The coding region runs from base 1 to 792 and encodes 263 amino acids. The transcript has a single exon. The record is from RefSeq and is a predicted model, not a curated record. Gene Ontology annotation, cellular component: cytoplasm. Gene Ontology annotation, biological process: signal transduction. Lineage: Eukaryota; Fungi; Ascomycota; Pichiomycetes; Serinales; Debaryomycetaceae.
AUGCCUGCCUCCCGUGAAGAUUCCGUUUACCUUGCUAAAUUAGCUGAACAAGCUGAACGUUAUGAAGAAAUGGUUGAAAACAUGAAAGCCGUUGCUUCAUCCGGUCAAGAAUUGUCUGUUGAAGAACGUAAUUUAUUAUCUGUUGCCUACAAGAAUGUCAUUGGUGCUCGUCGUGCUUCUUGGAGAAUUGUUUCUUCUAUUGAACAAAAAGAAGAAGCUAAAGGUAAUGAAAACCAAGUUGCUUUAAUUAGAGACUACCGUGCUAAAAUUGAAGCUGAAUUGUCCAAAAUUUGUGAAGAUAUUCUUUCAGUCUUGACUGAUCAUUUGAUUUCAUCUGCUCAAACAGGUGAAUCUAAGGUCUUCUACUACAAAAUGAAGGGUGAUUACCACAGAUACUUGGCUGAAUUUGCCAUUGCUGAAAAACGUAAAGAAGCUGCUGAUUUAUCUUUAGAAGCUUAUAAGGCUGCUUCUGAUGUUGCUGUCACUGAAUUACCACCAACUCAUCCAAUUAGAUUGGGUUUAGCAUUAAACUUUUCUGUUUUCUACUAUGAAAUCUUGAAUUCCCCAGAUAGAGCAUGUCAUUUGGCCAAACAAGCUUUCGAUGAUGCUGUUGCUGAUUUGGAAACCUUGUCCGAAGAUUCCUACAAAGAUUCUACUUUGAUUAUGCAAUUGUUAAGAGAUAACUUGACUUUAUGGACUGAUUUGUCUGAAGCUCCAGCCGCCACUGAAGAACAACAACAACAAUCAAGUCAAGCCGCAGAAGCUCAACCAUCAGAAGCUAAAGCUGAAUAG